Molecule: messenger RNA, 471 nt
Organism: Cannabis sativa
Lineage: Eukaryota; Viridiplantae; Streptophyta; Magnoliopsida; Rosales; Cannabaceae
Product: cytochrome f-like
Exons: 2
Coding region: 1-471 (156 amino acids)
Biological process (GO): photosynthesis
Cellular component (GO): chloroplast; thylakoid membrane
Molecular function (GO): electron transfer activity; iron ion binding; heme binding
Source: RefSeq, a predicted model, not a curated record
AUGGGAGAAUCUGGUUUUUCAGAGCUAUCAUGCCCCACUAAAAAACUAGGUAUUCUUGUGACAAGGCGGGAACAGAGGAAGGGUCAGAUUUAUCCCGACGGGAGCAAGAGUAACAAUAAUGUUUAUAACGCUACAGCGGCGGGUAUAGUAAGCAAAAUCAUACGAAAAGAAAAAGGGGGAUACGAAAUAACCAUAGUGGAGGCAUCUGAUGGACGUCAAGUGGUUGAUAUUAUUCCUCCAGGCCCCGAACUUCUUGUUUCAGAGGGCGAAUCCAUCAAACUGGAUCAACCAUUAACGAGUAAUCCUAAUGUGGGUGGAUUUGGUCAAGGGGAUGCGGAAAUAGUACUUCAAGAUCCAUUACGUGUACAAGGCCUUUUGCUCUUCUUGGCAUCGGUUAUUUUGGCACAAAUCUUUUUGGUUCUUAAAAAGAAACAGUUUGAAAAGGUUCAAUUGUCCGAAAUGAAUUUCUAG